Messenger RNA from Patiria miniata (bat star), 9962 nucleotides. RefSeq names its product C3 and PZP-like alpha-2-macroglobulin domain-containing protein 8 (gene cpamd8). Lineage: Eukaryota; Metazoa; Echinodermata; Asteroidea; Valvatida; Asterinidae. Gene Ontology annotation, molecular function: endopeptidase inhibitor activity; protein binding. The transcript has 40 exons. Gene Ontology annotation, cellular component: extracellular region. The record is from RefSeq and is a predicted model, not a curated record. The coding region runs from base 1142 to 7483 and encodes 2113 amino acids.
GUUUUCUUGCUUACCUGGCGGUGUAUGGCAUCGUUCUCAUAGACAUGAUAGAUGUUGGUCCGGAUGAACUGAAGCGGUAGACUGGCCCCAGACGUCGGAGAGGGGUACAAGCUGGUGACAAAAGUGCUGCGGUUUUUCAACAUCCUCUCGUCACUGUUACCGACUACUUUGGCUGGGAGACCAAUUUUGAACGAUUCGGCAGGGGCUGAGUGGUAUGACCAUUAAACCAAACCCUCAAAGCAUGACGGGUAGGUGACUACCGGCCUUCAGUACAUGUGCAGUGCGGUGCGGUACAACACGUUGCAUGCAUGUGUGCGUACUUGUGUACAAAAGUUGCAGACUAUAUACGAUCGCGAAGUGCUCAUAAUAAUGGGAGGUUAGUCGUACUGGGUGCACUCAAGCGGCUGCCGCAGGAUACGCAUUUGACAACGUGUACCUCGCGACUUGACAUCAGCUGCUGUUAUUGAGCUCAUUGGAUUGAGAUGAAGGUGGACCUGCCGAAGACACCGCUGGACACUUAAGUCAACAUCGCACGCAAUUAAGAGGGGCAUCCCUCCUCAAAUCGAAACAGGAUUUUACGUCUUAUGUAUUAACGACUGUUCAACAUUGUACUGCUAAGUCUUUUUAUUUGACACGCCAAAAGGAUGUCAAACACUCAAAGUGUGGACAAUCUGUGAGUGGGUCAUAGGCCGUCCCGUACGUCCUUUCGCCCAACAUGCACCAGGAUUAAUAAAGGAGAAUUCACACGAGAGAUUGUCUUGAGAUUUGAUUUGCCUGAGAGACCUCACACCAUCCUCGUCUCCGUGUAUAUUGCCACCCGGAAUUAUCCAUUCUGUAUCAAAACAUGUGAGACUAACCGCAUGUGUGUAAACGGCACACAAGUGGAAAUCUGCAACAGUGCAUGAAGUGGUGGUAUUUCACCACCCACUCUGUAAAAGAGAAAAAAAACAACCACCCUGAAUUUUAGGGUCCUGCGGUUUCGGCGGUGGAAUUCGAUCCGUUGACCCAGCUUCUUGGUGUACUCCUACAGGCAACUUCACUCCCUCCCGGGCCGGCCCGGCGUUCGAGGGGAACGGCGUGUACGACGUUGCCGAGGCAAGCAGUAUAAUUUUCCGGGAGCGGUAAUCACAGAACCAACACAAUGGAGUUGAAUACUCGGACAUUGGUGGGUCACCUUACUGUGAUAUUCUUAUCCACUUUUGUCUUGGACGUUGUUGUUGCAAAUGAGGGUUACCUCAUUGCGCACCCGGAGUUGUUCCGGCCGGGAAUGGUGGAGUACAUCAGUGUCACCAUCUUUGAGCCCAGUCAGCCAAUCACAGUCCAGGCUAGGUUAGUUUUCAAGAACGAAACUGUGGCAUCAACGGAACGCAACAUUGUUGGUAAAGGAAAGCUCAAAUUGCAGGUACCUGGUGGCGUUCGAGGGAGGGUAACACUUGAAGUUUGCGGUAAUUGUGACAUCGGUGCCACUGGUUACCACUUCAAGAACUCCACGGAUGUUGACAUUUCAGACAAGGGCACUUCGGUGUUUAUUCAAACUGAUAAGCCUGUCUAUAAGCCAUCGCAAAGAGUUUUAAUCAACUUUAUUAUGACGGGGCCAGAUCUUAGACCUAAGAAUGAAGAGAUGCUGGCAUAUAUUGUUGAUCCCCAAGGGUCAAGAAUGAUACAAUGGAGAAAACUUCAACCCAUGUGCUGUGGUAUAAUCAACACUAGUUUUCCUCUGUCAGACCAGCCAAUGCUUGGUGAGUGGUCCGUCUAUGCUGAAGUACAGGGCCACACUUAUAACAAAACAUUUGAAGUCCAAAAAUAUGUUUUACCCAGGUUUGAAGUAAUUAUUGAACCACCCAGCUACAUAGCAGAUGUCACAAAAUGCAGCCAAGCUACUGUCAGAGCAAGAUACAUCUUUGGCAAACCAGUGCGAGGCAAGAUGUCUGUCAACAUGAACCUGCAUGGACUUGGCUAUUACAACAACUACAUGGGACAGAACAACUACAUGUUUAUGGAUAUUGAUGGCUCGGCCAAGUUCAACAUUUGUAUCAGUGACAUGAUUACCUCACCCCUGAUGGACCACUUCCGGGGCAUGGUUCACAUCGAGGCCAGCGUGACCAGCAACGACGGCAAUGUGUUUGUGGCUAUGGAUGAGUCCUGCCUGGUGCAGAAGCAACUGGUGUCCCUGGAAUUCUCCAAAGACUCCAGGAAGCAUUACAAGCCUGGACUUCCCUACCACGGCAAGGUUUUGCUGUACUAUCCCGACAAAAGCCCUGCCAAUAACAUUACCGUGGAGAUUGUGGCGGAGGUUAAGCAAGACCCAUUCUUCUCCAAGAACUUCAUCUCGCAUAAUGGUGUUGUGGACAUAUCAAUCCCAUCGCUGCCACCAGUUUCUGGGCAUGUUUGGAUCAAUGCCAAGGUGGUAGCCAUUGAUGGUGCUGAUGCAGGAGACAUGUACUUCUACAACUAUCUGUCCCUUGGGAGCUGGUACUCGCCGAGCAAGUGUCAUCUGCUUCUACGCAGCCUCCAAGAGAAUGUCAAGGUUGGUGAUACAGCCAUCAUCGGAGUCCAGUCUACCUGCCCGUGCAACUUCACCAUGCACUAUGAGGUGAUGUCGAGGGGGAACAUUGUGACAUCUGGACUUCACGAUGCCAUGCUACGCAGCAGCAGUGGACGGAAUGACGGCAGUCGCAGGAGACGCUUCAGUAGUCAUCCUGUCAUUGAUCACUUCAUGGCUGAAAAUGAAGAUGGCGAAUCGGAUUCUCAGAGCUGUCGCACAACCUUCCAGUUUGAGGUGACUCAUGGGAUGGCACCAUUGAGCCAUCUACUGGUCUACUACAUGCGGGAUAAUGACGAGGGUGUUGCUGACACCAUGGUGCUCCCAGUAGAACCAAGCUUCGAAAAUAAGAUCAAGGUUGAGAUGUCCAAGAAUGAGACCUUACCUGGAUCAAAGAUGCGGAUGAUGAUCAGUGCGAAGCCAGGCUCCUGCAUAUGUGUCGCCUCGGUCGACCAGAGCGUCCAGUUACUUCGUCCAGGUUACCAGGUCACGGCAGAGAAAAUAUUUGCUGAGAUGGAAAACUAUGACAUCACAGACGAUGUGUCCGCAGAGACGGCGUGGUGGGGAGGGGCGUUUGGACGACGUAAACGCUCAACAAUGUGGAGUCGCUCCAGAGAUGCCAACUUCGCAUUCAUGGAAGCCGGGUUGAAGGUGAUGACCGACAAAAUUCAUCUGAACUUUCAUGACAGUGAGUCGGUGGUUUUGGAUGAUGACUGGGUGCAACUUAGCGCAGUACGAAGUGCGGGCCGGGACCAGUUAUCGGAUCUGGAGCGGAAUGCCAGACGUAAACGCGCCUUCUUCCCAGAAACUUGGAUGUGGCAGUGCUUCAAUCUCAGUUCCUUAAGUUCUGAAGAGCAUAUCCAGAUGCGUGUUCCGGACACCAUUACUACCUGGAUGACAGAUGUGAUCGCGAUGUCGCCCACCUAUGGACUGGGUGUGGCCGAGACCGUACCCCUGACAACCUUCAAGAAUUUCUUUGUGGAGUUCACGUUGCCGUACUCGGUGAUCAGGGGAGAGCAGCUCAGGGUACCAGUCACUGUCUAUAACUACUUGGACAGAUGUGUUCAGGUUGAUUUGAUCGUGCACGUGCAAGAAGGUGUUAGAUUCCUGAUGCAUACUGAGCGUCAUCAGGCAUACAAGCUGUGUCUGCAGGCUCAAAGGACAGAAACCACCUACGUGACGUUGAUAUUCAGUGAACUCGGAAGAAAGAAAAUCCAUGCUAGUGCUGAAGCAAUGGUAUCCCCAGACUGUUGUGUUGGACCAGUUGCCAAUGAGGGUAUUGUUGGCUCGGAUAAGAUCACAAAGAACCUACUGGUUGAGCCUGAAGGAAUAGAAAGAGGCUAUGCUUACAGUGUCUUCUUCUGCCCCAAUGAGCGUACGCACAUCUCCACCCCCAACCGCUACAGCUACCAGUUUGUGGAGAAAGAGGAAGGAAUGGAUUUCUUUACCUUCAUGUGCAAGGCCAAGAAUGACGCGCACAUUGCGCUGGCCGCGACGCAAGAUUCUUACCAGCUGUACGAGGUCGUCCUCGGAGGAUGGGAUAAUACAAGAUCUUGGAUUGCUCGCUCCAGGAUGGGUGAUGCACUGGUAACCGAUCUCACUGCUGACAUUGUCAGCUGGGAUGAGUUCCGAGCAUUCUGGAUCAGCUGGAAGGCUGGUAAUAUACAGAUCGGGCAUGGAGAGGUCCCAAGCAAUGAAUCAGUCAUUAUGAGCUGGCAGGACGAUAAUCCAAUGCAAGUUCAGUACAUCGGCUUCACCACAGGACUGGGAUCACUGGGAGAAUUCAGAAUCUGGAAGAAAAAGGGUAGCAGCGAGAUCUACCGAGAGGCAUUCACCCUGUCUCUACCUCUGAACCAUGUGCAGGGUUCAGAAAGGGCUUCAGCUGUGGUUAUUGGCGACGUCAUGGGUCCCACCCUGAACAACCUCCACAACCUGAUCAGACUUCCGUUUGGCUGUGGAGAGCAGAACAUGAUCCACUUUGCUCCUAUCGUCUACGUCAUGCACUACUUGCAGCAUACCAACCAGAUGGACAAGGAGACGGAGAUUGAAGCAAACACUUUCCUCGUUCAAGGCUAUCAGCGCCAGUUGACCUACCGACGUCACUCAGGCUCCUACAGCGCCUUCGGGGAGAGCGACACCUCAGGCAGCAUGUGGUUGACCGCCUUCGUCCUCAAGUCCUUUGCCCAGUCCCGUCGCUUCAUCUUCAUCGACCCCAAGGAGCUUGAGAUGAGCAAGAAGUGGAUCAUUGCUCACCAGCAGGAAGAUGGAUCCUUCCCACCGGUGGGCAAGGUUCUCAACAAAGACAUCCAGGGUGGCAUUCAAGGCAACUCUCGCCUGCCUCUCACGGCCUACGUCCUUGUGGCCCUGAUGGAAUCAGGCGUGGAAACAGACGAAGAGAAGACAGCCGUCAGUACAGCUCAGAAAUUCCUAGAGGACAACGUUGGGUCCAUCGUGGACCCCUAUACAGCGGCGCUGACUGCAUAUGCCCUGACCCUGCGCAACAGCCCAUUUGCGGCCAUCGCAGUCAGGGUACUGACAUCUAAGGCAAUCAGAAAAGAUAGCCUGACCUACUGGCGUCUGAGCGGGGAGGCACUGGAGACUCUCCCCUUCUUCUCUCACGUUGGUGACCUGGAGCAAACCGUGACAUCAGCUGAGGUGGAGAUGACAGCGUAUGCCCUGCUGACGUACACCGCCCUCGGGGACAUUGCAUACUCGCUGCCCAUCGUCAAGUGGCUGACACAACAGAGGAAUGCGCAUGGUGGCUUCUCCUCAACCCAGGACACUUGUGUAGCCCUUCAAGCCUUGGCAGAGUAUGCCACCUUGGCCUACGUGGGCCGGGUCAAUCUCAGCAUCUCGCUGGCUUACACCGACUUGGAUCUCUUUGUGGAGGACUAUUACCACCUGAACAAUGAAAACAGUCAAAUCUUACAAGUCAGGGAGAUCCCAGUUUUGUCCAAGACCCUGUUUCUGAGUGCAUAUGGGGAAGGCUGUGGCUUACUGCAGAUCAACAUGAAGUAUAACAUCCCAGAUCCGACGGGCAAGCCUGCUUUCAAAUUAAACGUGAACAUGAUUGAGUCAGUGCCCUACCAGACCAGACGCAAGCGCUACGUCGACGGCACCACCACAGAGAACCUGAUGCCGUCGCACGAUGACUACAUGGUCACUCUGGAGGUCUGCACAAGAUGGCUACAUGCAGGCUCGUCCAACAUGGCGGUCAUUGAGGUUUCCUUGAUUACUGGUUUCACAGCCGACAUUGAGAGUUUGGAUCUGCUUCUACGAGACAAGUACACCAAGGUCAAGCGCUACGAGAUCGACGGUCGCAAGGUCAUCCUGUACUUUGAUGAGAUUCCAAGCCAGUGUAUGACCUGCGUCACCUUUGAUGCUUAUCAGGACUUUGUGGUCGGCAAGACUCACGCAGUACCGGUCAAGGUGUAUGAUUAUUACGAGCCCCACUUUGAGGCCUCCAGGUUUUACAACGUCAGUCGUGACAGCCCUCUGGCUCGUGAGCUGUGUGAGGAUGAUCACUGCAACCAGGUUCAUGAGACUGAAGACAGCAACCAUAGUGCUGAACAACAACCCAUGGAGAACUACAACCCAGAGAACUGCAACUCCAUCUUUGGUGACUGCCAGUCGACCUUUGACCUGAUCCAAUGCAUGUGUGAGCGCACCUGCGAUACAGGCGGGCCCAAGGUGUGUGCCAGCAACAACGUAACCUAUGACACGUACUGCCACAUGGAGGUCGCUGCUUGUCAGCUGAAUGAGAAUCUUGAGGCCAUGCCUCUCUCCAACUGCCCAGUCAUAGAAAAGCCGACAGAGGCCCCAACUUCAGAGGGUUCUGGCUCCGUCUGGGGUAACCAUGGCAACGAAGACAAGGAUGAGGGACCUGAUGAUGAAUCGUCUGAUAGCAGCGACUCGAGUGUGGCCUGGGAGGAAAUGGGAGACCACCCUGGCUUCAGUCACUGGGACAUGAUGCAGUCACCCUGGAAGUUUGAAAUUGAGAGUGAGACAGAGAAGAAAAAGGGGGCCUCUGAAGAUGAAGAAGGCGAGCUCCCGGAGAUCAUGUGGAUCAAGGAAGGAGAGGAGGAGGAGGAUGCUGAGGAUGCUGAUCAGCAGGGAGGUGAUGGAGAACUAGUGGAUGAGCCACUCCCAGAACCUCUCCCUGCCUCGUCUAACUCUCAGGGCCACCACCCAUCAGUGGGUAAAGAUGAUGAACCAGAUCCCGUUAAGGAGAUACCUGCAGUGAUGGAAACUGAACAGGAGCUCGAGGAAGAUGGUGUAGACCUGACAAAUGAGGAACUGGAUAAGACUGAUCAAGCAGAGGUUGAGGAUACUUGGAAUGGAGAUGCUCAAACCGAUGAGAGAGAGGAUGCAGAUGUCACCAUGGAGACCAGGAUGCGCACAGGAGAGGAAGAUGACAACCCAGAGAAUCCCAUGCCAGAUGACGAGGAGGAAGGUGAUGCCAAUGAAGAAGAUGAGGGCACAAUGCUCAGAGAGUGGUUGCAUGGAGAUCAAGAAGCUAAGACCGACGAUGAGACAACUGACGACGAGGCUGCCGUGGAAACAGGUCGUGAUUUCGAGAUGGAUGCUGGUAAGACGACGCAAGCAGACGAAGAGGUUGAGGAGGAGCAACCCUCAGCAGCAGGUGUGCCUUCAACUUCAGAAGGUGCCCCAAGGCAUCAUGUACAUCCUGAAGGUGAUGCCAAGGCCCCAGAUGACAACCUGAGCGCCCACAACCCGCAAGGAGCAUCCGAGGAGAGUCCUACGCAACUCACAGAAGAGACAGCUCCUGUCCAUCUCAGCAGCCCUCGUGUCAUCGGAUUGGAUACAAUGGUCAACGACGAAGCCAGGCUGGCCGUUGACGACGAAGAGGAGAACGUGCAGCAGGAGGAAAACCACAAGACGACGAAAGAGAGACGGAAAAGGGGCCUGAGAAGGGCAUAAGAAGUAGCUGCUGUUUCAUACCUCGUUUGGCCAUUGGUGAGAUCGUUCUUGAUCAUCGUUCCAGAUGCACUUAUAUUCCUCAGUGGUCUUACCAUGUUUCUUUAUUAUUAAUCAUUGGACGUGUGGCGAGUGAUAAUUUGGUUUUGAUAAAUGUGCCGAUACGUUGGGUACACAUUGAAUUAUAAUGUACAAAAUGGAAAACCCAUGUACUUCUGGUAACCAAACUGUCACUUCCUUGGAUGCAUGCAUUCUGGUUGCAGUGAGUUAUUACCUCUGGAAAAAUUAUGGCCAGUUGUCAGAACUGUAUGUAGCUUAACAGAAAGUGAAACAUAAAACGACAGAAGGAAAGUUUUAAGUCAAAUUGACAUUUCUUGAAUAAAACCCAUUCCUUGGAAUGGAGAACAUUUCAAAUCACUAAAAAUCAAUAGUAAAAGUUGGUUACUUCAUAGACUUUUAGUACAGCAUGUCUGAUUUUAUUUUUUGUUUCUGUAUAUAUCUAGAUUUGUUUUGGAACUGAUUAUUUCAGUUCUUGGUAAUGUUGUACAGUAGUGGCAUUCAGUAGCUUGUAUCCACACAGGAUGGGAGUUCAUGUAGAUACUGCCAUGUCAUAUUGUAGGUUUUAUGGGUACAUUUAUUUGUGAACAACUGUUUUGAGCCGUGUAAAGUAAAAUUUACUUGCUUAUUGCUUUAGUCCUUGGGUAAUUUGUAUAUUUAUAUUAAAACGCAAAAUAUAAUUACCCGGGGAGUCUGCAGAAAUAGAUAAUUCCUGGAUUGAUGUAGUUCCAAGAUCAGAGUGGUUUGUCAGAUCAUAUAUAAGUGGAAGGAUUAGGUUUACUUCACAUCAAAAAUUAUUUGAACAAUUGAUUUCAAACUUGCAACAAUAACACAAAACUUCUCUAUCAAAUGAAAACUAAUUUGAAAUAAACUUAGCUGAAAGAAAGUUAAGUCUUCACAUGGUUUGAAGCAAUAAUUUCAUCAUGUAACUGGAAUAUUCACACUCUGAAGACAUGUUUGUUGACAAUUUUGUUAUCCACCAAUUUCUCUUUUGAAUUUUAUUCACUCUUGGAAACUUUAUAGAAAAUGACCACAAUGACUGCUUUGUUAAAAUGCCUUUAUUUAUAACACAAGUUGUGAUAGUGAUUCGAUUGUAAAUUACGGGUUCAAAAUGUUUAAAGGGAACAGUAGUUGACUCUGCAUGUUUAUUAAAAAAAAAUAAAACCUUUGUAAUAAAAUGUAUACGGCCAUAAAAAGUUUAUGAAAUGCGAAUUUUUAUAGCUUUAUAAUCUACAUUUGUAUAAAGUUUCGUAGCAAUUUUAUAAACUGUAGCGUGUUAGUUCUUAUUUUCCAUGUUAUACUUUGGGUUUUAUGCAUAAUAAAAUAUUAAAAUCCCAGCUUUUUUGCUGCCCGUAUAAAGUAAUGCUUACAAACAGUAUCAACAUGUCAGCUGUUUUGUAUCGAACUUGCCAAGGUGUGUCUUGGAAAAUACAUUUGUAAUUGUAUAAUAUUAACUUUACAACAUUAUUAGUAAUAAUGUUUUAAACAUAAAAAAGUUAUAUGUUAGUGUUUGCGCACCAAAAUGUUCAUCAACACUAUAAAAUUGUGAUUGGUUUCUGCACGGGCCAUGUGACAUCCUACCUCACAAUGAUCAACUGAAGAGUCAUUUAUGAAUGAAAUCAGUUUUUGUGGCCUGCCAUUUGAUUUGGUAAACAAUCAGCAAAACUUUCACAUACCAUUUAACGAUUUAGUCUACUGUUAGUUAUCUCACGAGUGCAAGUGAACACUUGAUAAUGUAGUGCGUCCGUGUCCAACAUGUCGAGAGGCCGAAGUGUGGCACGCAGAUGCACUACAUUUGUCAUGUUCCACAAGCGCACGGGGGAAAGCAAAUUACUUUAAGCAAACUUGACACAAUUUAAAGAUGAAACAGCAGCAGUUAUCCUAUUACACAAGUGUGCAGCAGGAAUGACACACACAUCUUAGAAUAACGUGGGGUGGUAUAUGAACUGUGGUAUAUGGACCGUGGUAUAUGAACUGUGGUAUAUGGACCGUGGUAUAUGAACUGUGGUAUAUGGACCGUGGUAUAUGGACCGUGGUAUAUGAACUGUGGUAUAUGGACCGUGGUAUAUGGACCGUGGUAUAUGGACUGUGGUAUAUGAGAUAAUAUCCAACCAUUGUUGCCAUGGUUUGACCAAUAAGGAUCGAGGAUUCAAGUAUGGUUGGAGAUAACAAUAUUUGUCACGCAUUCAAGUAUAAGCAUAAAUCAAACUCAACCCUACUCUGCUAGUGUCCCAGAAAUCAUGCAACAAACUGCAUGUUGUAUUAUAUAAAUAGUGUAAUUUUUUUAAGUUAACUGUAACUUUGUCAACUGACAGUUAUUUACAGAUCUGUGUAGACUAACAACCAAUAUUAUGUUUGUGUAACACUUGAUGUUUAUUGUAUGUAAUAAAUAUCCACGGAGCAUCAAUAAAGUAAACAAGGCGUA